CUCGUGUGUUCGUUGUUUAAAAACAGGGCAACCCCCAUUGGAAAGUCCUGUCAUUAAAAGUAUUUCAACCGUGACCAUUGUAUCUCUGUAGGAGUAUGGUGAACUACAUUACCUCCUUAUCUAAUGUGUCAUUCUUCCAAAGACUGUAAGGUAUGAUUUGAAGGAAAUUUGCCUGCUAUUUCUAGCUGAUUGAAUAUCAUACAGAAUAGUCACGGGCAACAUGGUUCGCGGAAUUUCAUGAAAGGCACACAACGAAAAUUAUAUUAGUAGCGCGGCCCGUCUUUCGGGGAAAAAGGCUGUCCAUACCUGAUAUAGACGCUCUCUGGUUGGUUCGUCUUAAGUAAUAGAUACCGGCAUACAGACUUUCUACUUCGAUCUUUAUUACACAAAUAACAAUUCUGAACCAAUCAAAGUAUCAACCUAGCUUUCGAUUUCCGAUUGUAAUCUACUUUUUUUUUAUUUCCCGUCACUUAUAAAGUGUUUAUUUUGUUUUUUUAAAUCUCGCUCUACGCCUUCUUGCGAGCAGCAGCAUAAGGAGGAGGAAGGUGAAGGAACAGUGAUGUCAUGAUGCUGAUGAUGAAAUUAAUUUCGCCCAACUUCUUUAUAUAAUCACUUUCAGUUUUGUUUCGCGUGCAGUUCGGGAGAGGCGCUCCUUAUAAUAUAAAUUAUUUCCUUACGUUGGUUGGUCGGUUAUUUUGUACCUUCUAUUCCUUUUACACACACUCAUAUAAAUAUAUAUAUAUAGUCUUUGUGCACAGAUUGUCGAUAUAUAUCCGUGUCAUAAACAUCAAAUUUGUCCCUUACUCUAUUUGGGCUUAUAAGCAUCAAACUUCUAAACAAUCAGCUUUGAUAUGGAAUUUGAAAAAAAAAAGAAGUUUUUGGAAGAUCUUGAAGUAGAUUUAGAUUCUGGUACAGCUCAAAUAAUAAAUAAAGAUGGGAAAUUUCAAGUGGAAUAUUAUCCGUGCAAUAAGUUAAAAGGUUCUACAACUCAUUGUGGAAAAAUAGCAAGCCCCAAAACAAAUGAAGCUGAAGUUAUAGAAAGUUGCCUAAGUAUUUAUAAUCUCAUCAAAACUAAAGAAGCCCCUGACGGUGUAUUAUUAGAUCCAACAAAGAUCAGCAAAAGUUUAGCAGGGACAUACAAAGAAGGUAAAGAUUAUGAUGUUAUGGAUGAAAUCUUAGGCAAAGGAUUAAAUGGCCAAAUAGCUGUUGUUCGAGAUCGGGUGUCUAAGACAGACCAUGCUUUGAAAACGGUAAUGUUAGCAUUAUUCAACCCAAAUGAAAUUCGUGCCUGGGUGAGCCUAGAGGGAUGCAGUCAGUUCCCAAAUCUUUACAUGUUCAACAAAAUUGAUGGGAAAAUUGAGCUUCAUCAUGAAAUACUCAAAAAGGCUGUCACCCUCGCUGAUGUAAUAAAUGAUCGAAUGGGAAAACUGAGAGAGUAUCCAAGCCUUCUUCAUCAUUUUUCUCUGUAUGUUCUCCAUGGAUUAUUGGAAGCCUCUUCUACUAUGCAUUCAAAAAAGUGGCUGCAUGAUGAUAUACAUGAAGAAAAUGUUAUGUUACAGCCCCAACAAGACCCAUCAGAUUCUCCUCUAAGGUUGCGUAUGAUUGAUUUUGGACGAGUGAAAAACUUAAAAGAGGACCGUGUUGUCAAUGACAUUCAAGGAAUUAUCCGCAUUUUUACAUCAGUGUAUCUAACAGAGAAAUUCAACGAUGUAUAUGAUCUUCAGAAGAACUGGGAGACAAAACUAGACAAACAUUCUGAUGAUUUUAACUUAAGUUAUGAUCAUAAGCAAGAAUUAUUGGCCCUUGUCAAACUAGCCCUGGAUGUAACAUUAACUAAAGAAGAAGAAGAUCUGAAAAGAAUUGUUUCUAAAAAACUAAAAGACAGCAGAGAGGAAGCACCCGAAAUAUUAGAAGAUAUUGCAAAACUCAUUUUUCCUGAAAACUUUCCAGAUGAAAACAUGGAUGUCACUGAUGGCCCUUGUGUACAAGAAAUCAACUAUGAUAUCUUUGCUGUUGGAAAAUAAGGAAAAUGAAGCCAUCUUAUGCAACAGCAGUGUGGCAAUCUUUUAUAAAGAUAAAAGCAAGCUUCUAAUGAGCUAUGUCUAUGACAAACCACUUCCUCCCAAUGACAAUUUCUGGUGGAAACCAUUUAACUUAUGUUACUAAUAUUUUUGGUGAACAGUAUGAACGUCAUGAGUUUGCUAUUUUCUCUCAUGAAUUGGUAAACUUAUGAUCAUGUAUGAUAUCAACAUUAAAUUAUACCUUACAUAUGUAA
Messenger RNA from Octopus sinensis (East Asian common octopus), 2275 nucleotides. RefSeq lists its product as uncharacterized. The record is from RefSeq and is a predicted model, not a curated record. Gene Ontology annotation, biological process: protein phosphorylation. Gene Ontology annotation, molecular function: protein kinase activity; ATP binding. The transcript is spliced from 11 exons. Lineage: Eukaryota; Metazoa; Mollusca; Cephalopoda; Octopoda; Octopodidae. Bases 852 to 2024 code for a protein of 390 amino acids.